AUGGAGUCAUCACCGCUCGCUGUGAUGCAGCCACCGCCCUCGCCUGGCACUUGGGGAUACAGACGCGACCUUGCGUCGACACGGCCUCGCUUCAACCUUGGGGCCAACAACUUCAAUUUCAAGGACCUGAGCAUGAAGAAGGGCGGGUCCGACUACUUCGCGUCCAAGGCUGCAAGGGCCUCAUCGCCGACCGUCAGUCUUGCUGCCGACCUGGCCCAGAAUUUUACCAUCGACCAGAGUCCCCAAUUGCCGACGCCCCGCCGGUCGCUGUUCACGACAAACAUUUUCCAGAGGGCAGAACAGAAGAAGGAAGGUGCCACUACGCCCGACAUCUGGCGGGAAGGAAUGACCACUCCCCCGAUCCCGUCGUCUUCCCCAGGGUACGGUAACGACGGCAUGGACAUCUCGCCUCUGCCACACAAAGCCCCUUGCGGCUUCAUCAACCGCGGCUCCGUGCAAUCACCCACGCCUGAAGUGGCAGAAAAUGGCAUGGACCUCUCGUGCUCGCCCCCGUCUAACCCUCUGCUGGACAGUCCUAUGCCCCCGCCUGACCGCAAGAAGCCCUCGUUCCCUCUCCGUCCGAGUUUGUCGCGUGCCAAGACCCUGUCUUCGAAUGCCGCUGCCCAGCACUCCAAAGAGAACGUUGUCCCGUUUCAUUUCAACACCAGCCACAACAACUCUGAGACGGACUUGAGCUUGUGCUUCAAGGCUUCGCCUGUACAGGACCGAAAGAUCCACUUUCACUUGCAGGGACUGCCUCGCUCCCGCCACGCUAACGUCUCUAACAUGUUCAAUCGCUGCAAUGGUUCUCCGGUGCCCGGUGUUCGGAAGACAGCCCCUCCGGUACGGCCCAGGAAGCAAUUCCGACGAACAAUGAGCAUGUUUGAGAGCCCUGGCGAUGUCAUGAACAAUGAGAGUGAGCGUGUGUCUAGCGCGCUGGGACCCAUUAUGGAUGUUGAUGAAACACCGCAACUGAGCCUGCCGACAUUGCCCAGCACUGGCGAACCUAACAGCUUGCCGAGAAUUGCUAGCAAAACCCUGGCGGACGUGCUCGAUGGAAAGUACAGUCGUUCCUUCGAGGAGACAAUGAUCAUUGACUGCCGUUUCGAGUACGAGUAUGAGGGUGGUCACAUUGAUGGCGCGGUGAACCACUGUGAGCGCGAGGCACUUGCAGAUAGGCUGUUCGACCCCUACACUGACCGCUCCUCGCAAAAGAAGACGCUGCUCGUCUUCCACUGCGAGUACUCGGAGCUGCGUGCUCCUCGAAUGGCUGAGUUCAUCCGGAGUCGCGAUCGUGCUGUCAAUGAAGACAAUUAUCCCAGACUGACCUACCCGGAAGUGUACAUCCUGCACGGAGGCUACUCCUCCUUCUAUGACUCGUACAAACAACGCUGCUUCCCCCAGAACUACCUGCGCAUGGAGUCGGAAGAACAUGAGCGGGCCUGCGAGGCAGGGUUACAUAAGCUUAAACAACGUGCCAAGUUGGGUCGCGCUCAGACGUUUGCCUUUGGCCAGGGUUGCGACAUGGAAGACAGCCCCACCGCUCCCAGCAGAUCGAAAUCAACAGGUUCUGCGUUGGAAGUCAUGCAUGACCUGAACAUGGGCACUCGCGUGCGAACACACCGAAUGGCCUCCUACUAA
Diplodia corticola is the source of this 1641-nucleotide messenger RNA. Its product is annotated as m-phase inducer phosphatase. The transcript has 5 exons. The record is from RefSeq and is a predicted model, not a curated record. Lineage: Eukaryota; Fungi; Ascomycota; Dothideomycetes; Botryosphaeriales; Botryosphaeriaceae. Gene Ontology annotation, cellular component: cytoplasm; nucleus. Gene Ontology annotation, biological process: protein dephosphorylation; positive regulation of G2/MI transition of meiotic cell cycle; positive regulation of G2/M transition of mitotic cell cycle. Bases 1 to 1641 code for a protein of 546 amino acids. Gene Ontology annotation, molecular function: protein tyrosine phosphatase activity.